CUAGUGUACAUAACGCUGGAACGACGCUUCACCCGACGCAUUAACCGGUACGAUAGCUCCUUUACAAUUAUUGCGAUUAGUUACGUGAAUGACCCCGAAGGGCAUAUGGUGAAACGAGCGGGGGUAACCGGAGGAUCGGGGGAUUUGGAAGAGGGUGAACAGAACACGGGAAAUCACGACACGUUGGUCUAAUUGAGGCCAGAUAAGGACCACCGACCGUACGUUUAACGUUGAUGGUUGCGUUUACUGACUCACACAUUCCACUUCUUCUCGAAUCUUGUCAGUGGAGAGGAUAGCAGUCGAACAAGCGACAAUGGUAGAGUGGGCAAAAACGAAAGGACGGGAACAGGUAAGCACCACGUGUUGUCGUGGAUGUUUACACACUGAAACCCGGGAGACGAUACAGAAGCGAAGAAAAGGCGUCAGGCUCGGGGGUGCAGAACAAAUAAUUUUAAUUGAAGGGACAUGGCGGUGAUUGUUGAGAAUCUGUCAACAAAUGUUGGUGCCAAUUUUGCGGAAUUUUUAUCGGGAUGAGAAAUAACAACAAUCAAAGGUAUAAAACUGGUAGAAGUCAUUUCACAAUUGAAAAUAAAAUUCAAUGUUUACGACACUCUUUUCUCUUUAUCAUUAACAGACCGUUAUUUGUGUUCAUAAAUAAAUUGCUUUUCCACAGCUCAGAAACACCACUAAACUAUUAACUUUACGUUCCAUAAAAUAACGUACUAAUCGCAUAAUUUAUCCAGAAUCCAUACAUCACGUACAGGAUUCUGUACGUGCCUCUACAAGCCAUUGCAACUCUACGACUUUGAGGUAUAAACUGCACGGAUACUCCCAGCAAUACACAGAAGCAUAUUCUCGACUGAGUGGUGUGUGAUAGGGUUUGUGGGAGAGAGUGAGACAGUGGUUAUGUGGAAAUAGCUUCGUUUAUGCACUGAGAUGGGGUUGGGUGAGAAGCUUGCCACUGGCUUUGGUAGGCCAUCCUCAGGAUAAGCGAGGGGCAAAGGACGAAGGAUUGUAGAACAGUCGUUGUAGUGCACUGGUGGCUUCAUAGCCAGAAUUGAGCUGCUACUCACCUAACUGACGUAAUCAAGUGGUCGCCUGUGGAGUACAACAGGAUACAGCAAACUGGCCACUCAUAUACUACUGUUUCACCCUGUACCUGAGACCAAGUUGUGCCGCAGGGAGACGAUUUGAUGAUCUCUGGAGAUAUUAUGGGAAAUGGGGUGUGGGGGCAUUUUUCCUGGGGGACAAGAGAGGUUUUGUUCUUAGGAUCGAAACCAAGAUGGCUCUGGGAUGCCAGACCAUGUGGAUCUGGUGCCAGGACCAUCAGAGCUGUCUCAUGAACAGGAGUGAGGUGUCAGGACGAGAUGGCGAUCGAGGCGAUGUGCCUAGCAACACUGACAAGAGCACAACUAGCAUCCUCCACCGAUUGUUUAUUACAAUCGACUAUUUGAAUGACGACAGCGUCAUGUGGGCGGAACAAGGGAGAAAAAAGUGGGAACGGGAAAUGGAGAAGAUUGUGAAUGAGAUGAAUGAAAAAGAAAAAAAAAAGUGCAAAAGAUUGUGAUUAAAAUAACCCCGCACAACCACACCAAAGUUGAUUUCAGUAAAUUUUGUAGUGAAAUAAAUUUAAUGUCAUCAGUGAUAAAAUUUUAAUUUCAAUGGUUACGGGAAUUUCUCGCGAGUGAAAUGUGGUUUGAGUAAUUAUUUUGGUUAUUAGUGAGGAAAGUUGUGGACGAAUGAAAGUCAGUGAUUCAGUGAAAAGUGAAAGAGAUAAAUUCCAGUUACGGUGAAUUGUGAUGUGACAGUGAAUUCUUCAGAUGCGAGGGACGGAAUUGAUAAUUCUCCGAGGUAUAAGAUGAGAGGUGGCAUCGACUCACAAGCAAGAUGGCCUAGUGUACACGUUGUGCAGCCGACAGAGACGAUCAGAGCAAGUGUUAAUUACAUGUUUGCGGUGUCCGCGAGGAUUACACGCUACAACCGAAACUAUGGUACUACAGUACAGCCAUUGCCAUUGCCACCCCUGAGUUUCACCGCAGGUGCACUCGAACCACUGGGGGCAUUCUGUCUGACUGACUGUCUGUCUCAUUGCCUCGGUCACUCGGUGUUUACUGUUACUACUGGAUAAAUUGCGUACUAAUGCAUCUAUGGAUUUGAUAACGUUUGUGUAAGAAGGGGGAAUGAGG
Diachasmimorpha longicaudata is the source of this 2186-nucleotide messenger RNA. RefSeq lists its product as uncharacterized. The record is from RefSeq and is a predicted model, not a curated record. The coding region runs from base 1283 to 1567 and encodes 94 amino acids. NCBI's taxonomy places the organism in Eukaryota, Metazoa, Arthropoda, Insecta, Hymenoptera, Braconidae. The transcript is spliced from 7 exons.